UGACUUUGACUGAUUGUCUGACUGAUUGUGAAUUUGUGAUUUUGAUUUUGUAGAAAAUGUUAUCAUCACGGUCGUAGUAAAUAUAGUGUAGUUUCUGUCUUUAUUUUGAUAUGUAUAGUUAGUUUGUGGAGAUGAUAAUUUGGCAGUAAUUAGGAUUACAGACAGUAUUAAUGGCCAAAUUACCGAAUGGCUGGGUUCAGCUGGUACCUUUCUGAGGGCUUUCAAGUGAUAAUAGAGAAGUCAAAAGAUGCGAAAUGCAGCCUGAAAGAUGUACAGUUGCGUUUCUUGUGCCCUGAUGACUUGGAGGAGGUGAGGUCCUUAUGUAGAGACUGGUUCCCAAUAGAAUAUCCUCAAUCAUGGUAUGAGGAUAUCACAUCAUCAGAGAGAUUCUUCGCUCUUGCUGCAGUAUACAAGUCUCAGAUCAUUGGUCUAAUAGUCGCUGAGAUUAAACCAUACUUAAAAUUAAAUGCUGAGGACAGAGGAAUAUUGUCAAGAUGGUUUGCAUCGAAGGAUACACUUGUAGCAUACAUACUCUCUCUAGGUGUGGUCCGUUCUUAUCGGCGCUCCGGCGUAGCGACCAUGCUAUUAGAUGUGCUGAUCAAUCACCUGUCAGGGCCAGUGGCGCAGCCCCCCCAUGAGCACAGAGUUAAGGCAAUAUUCCUACAUGUACUCACCACCAACUCGGAAGCCAUAUUUUUCUAUGAGAAAAGAAGAUUCCGACUGCACUCAUUUCUACCAUACUACUAUUCUAUAAAGGGGCGCUGUAAAGACGGUUUCACAUACGUUUACUACGUGAACGGCGGACAUGCCCCAUGGGGACUGUACGACUACGUGAAGUACGUGGCACGAGCUGCGUGGCGCGGCGGCGGACUGUACCCGUGGCUGUGGGGCAAGCUACGCACCGCACUCACCAUAGCCUGGCACAGAAGUACUUCUAAGAAAAAAGUCAUGCUGAGAUACAAAGAUAUUUAGAAUAAACCCAACAAGUGACUACAAUAACUCAUAUGCAUAAGGACCGGUGCGCAGAGGUGGUGGCGAAUGCCCCGCGACCUAAUAUUCAGUUGCUGUGUCAGUUUCACCGCUGUCAACAAGCCGAAGUAGCUUCGUCACGACUAAUCACCCCGUCGACGCGUCGACACCACCGCUGCCCUGACGCUAUGCGAUGUCACCUGUUUACAAUGCUGAAGGAACUAAAAAAUACUUAAAUCACAGAUACGGUUAUAAAUAGAUGCAACUGGAUGUACUUUGCAUGACAGUUUAACAUUGAAUUUGAUUAUCUACAUUAACCUGGCAAAAUUUUAAUUCGCGAACAUAGGAGAAUUGAAAAAAAACUAUUUUCGGAAUAAUUUAAUACGGAUAAGGUUUACUAUGUUUUUAAUUUUAAUAGUAUAUAAAUUUUUCAUUUAAAUUCAGGUACAUGCUGCGUAUACAUCUAUGUCUGUGAUAUAAAUUGUUACAGAGGAUCGCCCAUCCUAGACUAAGAAAAGAUCUCGGGAUAAAAAGUACAAAUAUAAAAAAGUUUCAUAAAACAACAUGUCCACCAUCGUGUAUCUAAAACCGUGAUAUUAGAUAAUAUUAAUCGCUGUCGCUUUCUUGCUUAAAUAUCUAACACUACAAAAAUAGUAUUGUAUGCUUAGCGCUUACAGAAAUCAUCUGAAAUACCAAUUUCUUUUUCCUAAUAUAUACUUGUACAGGUAAUGGGCAUCCUCUUCAGCAGUAACAUACAAAAAAAUUAAGAGUAAUUUUUAAACAAAGUAAUCCCUAAUGUUAGUUAUAAAUAUUUAAAUUGUCAACCUGGCUUGCUAUAUCCACAUCCAAUUUUUAUGGUGCCACUCUGGUGUGAUGCAAGUUUUUUCAUAUAACAACACUAAUGAGGCUAACAAAAUUAUUAAUAUUAAGUUACUCAGUAUGUAAAUGUAUAUAGUUCUAGAUAUUUCUUGUAACUCACAAUGAUUUUUUUCUUUUUUGUAACUAAUGUGUCACUAUAAAUUGCAUUUGAACAUAUUUUAGAUAUUAUUUAUAGAUAUUAAAUUUUUUUCACUAUUUACUGCAUUUUCAGAAAUUCCCACAAAACUUAGAGGUGCAGUUUAUAAGCAGUGAUUUACACGAGAGAAUUUUAAAGAAUAUCACUACAUUAAUUGAUUUGUGUAUUUGCACCACAAAUUAUGUAUUAUAACUAUAAUUGACAUUUUGACACGAAGCCAUGUUGUCACAAUAAGAGGCACAUGUACAACAAACAAACCACAAAAAUUAUAAUACUCGUUUUUUUGUCCUUACUUAUAUAUUUUGUUUUUUAAGCCUUUUUCUAUAUCCUAUUCAAUAAAAAUGCUAAGUAACAAUAAUGGCGUCUUUUAGCCCAUGUUUAUACGACAUUGGCAGUUGUAACAUUUGUGUACUUAUAUUUAUGUAUCUUAUUAUGUCAAUUUGGCUUUUAAGGGAUAACUGACAAAAAUAUUUGUGAUAAUUUUUAGUACUCAAAGCUUUAAAUUAAAAUACAUACCUAUUGUACUUUUUCAUGAUUAUACGAUAUCGAGACACUUGAGCAGUCGCGAGAAGAACAAAUAAUGGCAUUUGAUUAAAAUGUUCGUUUCACUACAUACUGAUGGCAGUGUGUGUGCAGCAAGAAUUAUUAUGAACAUUGUUUGUGCCAUGGUUACUGCCAACAUAUUAAAAUAAGGUGCCUGAGUGUUCACUAUAAGUUGUAAUAUUGUGCAUUAACUUUGUUAUAAAAAAGAUAAACAUAAAGAGUCACAUUAUUUUAAUUUAUAACAUUAAUAUAAACAUAUGAUUUAAUUUCAUUGUCCCCUAACUUGUAACACUUGAAUAUGUAACUGUAUAUACAUUAAAUUAUUUAAAUAAACCCGAUGUCCGUAGUCGUGUUGAUGUUACUCUUUGUAAACCAAAGUUAAUGUGUUUUCUUCAUUAUGUUAUGAUUUAUUUAAGUAUUACUUAUAUUGUUAAGUGUUUUAUUACAAUGAGUAUUAUUUUUGGACCAUUAUUUUAAAUUAAUAUUCCAGUGUUUUGUAUUAUUUUUUUUUUUAAUUUGUGAUACUAUCAAGGACAAGUCAAAA
Galleria mellonella (greater wax moth) is the source of this 3071-nucleotide messenger RNA. RefSeq names its product N-alpha-acetyltransferase 60 (gene Naa60). Gene Ontology annotation, cellular component: Golgi membrane. The record is from RefSeq and is a predicted model, not a curated record. Gene Ontology annotation, molecular function: protein-N-terminal amino-acid acetyltransferase activity; histone acetyltransferase activity. The transcript is spliced from 6 exons. The coding region runs from base 187 to 972 and encodes 261 amino acids. NCBI's taxonomy places the organism in Eukaryota, Metazoa, Arthropoda, Insecta, Lepidoptera, Pyralidae. Gene Ontology annotation, biological process: N-terminal peptidyl-methionine acetylation.